AUCUUCAGGCUGAGCAGGGAAAAGCAGGAUUUCUCCCAACAACCCCACUGUCCUCGCCUGCUGUUGGCAAUCCAAGAUAAGGCUACAAAGACAUUGCUGCAAAAUGUCACUAAAAUCUUCCAGAAAGUGAUUUAGCAGCAAUACAAAAAAAUAUUUAAAUUUUUUUUUUUAAUGGGGAAAAUUUUAAUGGAUAUGGCAUUUCAUGCAGCAGAUCACUUUGGUUUGUGGGUAAAAGCUAGUGGAACAGAGUGUGUGUUCAUGUGAUGUUGAGGAAAAAACCUCAAAAAUAGCAUGUUUGGCAAAAGUGACAAAUCAGCUGCACUAACUGAGCUAUCAAAGACAGUUACUGAUGGGGUAAUUUGGGUUAUUUCAGUCUCUUUUGGGAAAAUGAGGAUUAGGAAGAGGCAUAAUUAAAAUAUGCAAAGCCAAAGGGGAAUAGAGAAUAGAUAUUAAGUCACUUUAAAUUAGUCAUUCAUGAGAGGGUGGAGGGGAGAGAAAUGGAUGAAAUUAUACUCUGAAAGGGCCCUGAUAUUCCAUUGUAGUAAAGAGAAAAGCUAUUCAGAGCCUGAGCACAUCUUCUGUGCACACAGAAAUGGGAGAGGAGGAUUGAGGAGCUGUCCAUCCACUGAGGGAGCUGGUCCUGCAGGGUUCCCUCACAUCUGAGGGAAUGUGUUUUUGCAGGGGCACCAUUCCAAGCUCUGCUUUCUGUAAAUUGACAGCAGAGCUCCAGGAGCUGGACCAGGACAAUCCCCAGAACUUCACUGUUGGGAUUGUGAGAGGCACAGUCUUUCCCCCAGGGUUCCCUGGUGUGCUGAAAAUUCCAUCAGGGUGGGCUUUACCCAUUAAUAGACAGCAGAGAUCAUUUCAGCAAGAUGUUACUGAGCAUCAGAAGUCCAGUGCAAAGCUCCUGAAGGCACUGGUUUGUCUACACUAGAGUUCUGUUAUGGAAUCAAAGAAUCCCCUGGAACACGAGUUAAGCCUGAAUCAUUACGGAAACACAGGAUUGAUUUCCAGAUGUUUCAUGUAGGAAUCGGAGUUUGCAUCAGGAGAAGGUUGACAUCUCACUGCUGUAAAGGGAUGUCAGGCUCCAAAAGGAGCAAAACUGAAGCUCCAGCUGGUGAAGCAGCAGCCUGGAACCAUUCCAGAGUGUGAACCUGCAGCCUCUGUGAUGUCAAGGGCCCGCUGGGGUGUCGGUGAAACGUUGGCAAGUCCCCGCAGUGCAAACAGACACUGCUGCUCCUGCCAUGCAGAGCUCCUCAGUGCCCUCCUUCUGCUGGCAUUCCAGGAGGAUCCUUCUCCUCCAGGAGUGCUCUGCCUGCAAACCAGCACAGGUUUUAUCUGAGUUCUGGGUUAUGCUGCUCUGCAAGGUCUAGCACAGCUCUGCAGAAAUGAUCCGGCAAAUCCGGGAUGCAGCGUGUGAUCUGCUGUCUGCCACGUAUGCAAUGUACUUUUAUCCAGAUAAACCCUGGCUGGCAACAGCUCAUCUGGAGAAUCUGGUCACCCAGUUAUCCAGAGGAGGAUACAGGGAAUCACAUCCUUUGGCCACAGCACUGUCACCAGAACCUCAGCUGGCUCUUUCCUUUUCUGGAGAAGAGGAUAGUGACAAGGAAUCUGCAGCUUUUUCCUCAGAAGAAUUUAUAUACACGAGCUCUCUGCUGGGAGCUGAAUGUUCAGAAGAAUACUCCUUUCUCCUGCCUCUUGACUUCAGCAGAAGCGCGAGCGUUCUGGACAGGCUCAGGGUCCGGCCGCAGCAGAAAUCCCAGCUGACAGACGAACUGCUGGAGCGCCUGAGGGGCAUUGUGAACAAGGGGGACCCUAUGACAAGAUACACUAAAUUUGUUCAAGUUGGCCAAGGGGGUUUCGGGACUGUUUACAAAGCCAUGGACCCAGCCUCAGGAGAUGUGGUGGCCCUGAAGAAGAUGCCUCUCCGCAAACGGUGCAGAAAGGAACUCCUGGUCAACGAGAUUCAGAUCAUGAAGGAGAACAGGCAUCCCAAUAUUGUCAAUUAUAUAGACAGCUACCUGGUGGAUGAAGACCUGUGGCUCGUGAUGGAGUAUGUGGAUGGAGGCACUUUAACCAGCGUUCUUGUCCAAGUCCUUAUGGAGGAAACAAUGAUAGCUGCUAUCAGCAGGGAGUGCCUCAAAGCCCUGGAUUUCCUUCAUUCAAAGAAAGUGAUCCACAGAGAUGUCAAAAGUGAUAAUAUUCUUCUUGGAAUGGAUGGAUCUGUGAAACUGACUGAUUUUGGCCUGUGUGCUCAGCUGACCUCGGAGCGGCGCACACGGUGCACAGUGCUUGGCUCUCCUUACUGGGUAGCACCAGAAAUCCUGAAAAGAAAGGAAUAUGACACCCAAGUGGACAUCUGGGCUCUUGGGAUCGUGGCCAUUGAAAUGCUGGAGGGAGAACCUCCAUACUUUAAAGAAAGCCCUGUCCAGGCUCAGCGCCUGAUAGCCCGGAACAAGUACCCCCCUCUGAGGAUGCCCAGCAAGAUGUCCUUUCUGUUCCACGCCUUCCUGCACUCCUGCCUGGACACCAACCCCCGCGUCCGCUGGACAGCCAGGGAGCUCCUGGAGCAUCCAUUUUUGCAAACAGCCGUGAGUCUCUCUGCCCUGCCUGAAGCGAUCCGUAUAGCCAGGAAAAUCUGUAAGGGCAUGGAAGCAAUUCAUGCCAGCUCAGAGAAAAGUUACAAAUAAAACUUUCACUCCUUUGGGAGAUUUGUUCUCACCCGAUGGUUCCAUUCACUUCUGAAUUGAGAGAUAGAAAGUCCCAAUUACAGGGGCUUUGGUGUGGAUUGGAGAUGGGGAAGGGUGUCCAUUCAUCAGCUCCAGCCCACGCUGCUCUGGAAUGCCCAUGGGCUGGGUUUUGCCCAGUUGUGGCACUUCUGGAUGAGAAAGAAAGUGCAAUUGCAUUUCCAGCCAAAACCAGGUGAAGAAUGGGGCAGCCAAAACAUCCUGUUGGAUACACACAGUCAGCUGGGACUGUGGAGUGUUUGGAGAAUUCCCUCUCCUCCCUCCACCUGGCAGAAUGCACUGACACAAAAAAUACAUAAUAUAUAGAGACUACAGAGAAAGAUAUGUAUAUAACAGAUUAUUAAAUGGGGGAUGUGCAAAUGU
Molecule: messenger RNA, 3110 nt
Organism: Catharus ustulatus (Swainson's thrush)
Lineage: Eukaryota; Metazoa; Chordata; Aves; Passeriformes; Turdidae
Product: serine/threonine-protein kinase PAK 3-like
Exons: 12
Coding region: 1389-2690 (433 amino acids)
Biological process (GO): intracellular signal transduction; regulation of MAPK cascade; protein phosphorylation
Cellular component (GO): cytoplasm
Molecular function (GO): ATP binding; protein serine/threonine kinase activity
Source: RefSeq, a predicted model, not a curated record